GCUACUUUCAUCGUCAACACCAUGUGAAGUUGUCAGCAUUGAGAACGUACUGUCCAUGUUACGUCAUUUUCAACAUUCAUCACAUGAACAAAAUCCAAUUCUCUUUGCCAAACUCAAACAUCGACAGGUCGUGUCAGCUGGAGUACGUGUGCAGCCACUAGGCUGCACUGUGUGUAUAGUCUAAGUGGAACGUAGAGCCUUUGCUGUGACUAGAGCCGUAGGAUACCUCUGAACCAAUUUUUCUUGUAGACGUAGUGGCAUCUUGUUCAUCUUAUCUCAACACGCAAAACACUUCUCAUCCUUACGGAAUUUCUGAAACUGUAGCUCCUAUCAAGAGUUGCCGUUGCACGACAGAAACUGUUUGGGAUGUAGACAGCACACGUAAAUACACCGCUUGAGUCGUGCACUAUUGUCUUUAGACGCAUUUUAUUUUCACUACAAAAUAGCCAUAUCAGUAGCAUAUACGAAUCAAACAACUUUGGACAAGUAUUAACAAGUACUGCGUUGUGUCCUCUGAAAGACUAUCACCCGCUUCUCGUGUGUUGGUACAGCAAACCACGAAGAUUUUUCGAAGUAUUCGGAGAAGCAACGGAAAGCCUUUCCAGACAGCAUCUCCGUACCGACGUCAAAUGAUUUCGAUUCGCUGCGGACUUGCUCGUUCGGAUUCGUUUUUUCACCGGUCCGUGUAAUUAUCUAUCAGAUUUAUCUGCGAUUUAUGUGUAUCUCUACUAUCUACAAGGACAUAGAUUUAGAAAGUAGCAUGUCUCGGCACGAAGAACAAACACAACGUCUUCAACCUUUCCGAGAUGACCACUUCGCCCAAGUAUUGCGCACUUACCGCCACAGCCACUUUCGGUGAUUGCGCUUUCGCGACUUUUUGAGCUCUUCUUCCGCCCCGGGGCUGCACAGAAGAGUUCGUUUGUUACGACACAAAUCGGCAGGAACGCCAGCACGGUUGCCUCGCUCCGUGCAUUUUCUUGCCGACCUCGUUAGUUACUUAUUUUACCGAGGAGGAUAUCUACUUCUACUCGCACUCGCUCGAGAAGCAAAGGUGCUAGAAUUAUAUCGAGAUCUUGUACGACCUAUAAUUUCUUCAUCGAGUUGUGCCGAGAAGUACAAACAACUGCACUACUCGCAAAGACCAAAGUUCUGCUUCUGUCUGAACCGAUGAACAGAAGACGUUGACCACCGCCGACGACGAAAGUUUAUUUCGAUGUCUCCGAUGUCCGGCUCUUCGUCUUCUUCGCAGCGGAAAGCGCUGCAGAUGGGGGAUCGUGUCCACGCCAGGUGGCCAGGCAACGGGUGCUGGUACCUGGCUGUGGUGGAACGAAUCGACGACACAAAAGUCACUGUCGCAUGGGACGACGGUGACACGAACGACCGAGUGGUCGAUAUCAAAGACGUUGUCAAGGUAUAGCAGCAUUACAGUCUGGAAGGCGUCGAACUUAGUACAGUCCACUCUGCGAAGAUCAUGUUAUUCUGCACUGAACAGACUUUAAUACUUUUUUCCUUUGUUGGUCGAAGCAGUAGAACAAACAGGAGCAGAAUGCAUCCUCACAUUGCGCAGGUCACGGACGACAGUCGACCAUCGUCCUGGCAGCAGAUCGAAGAUUCGAGCUUCGUGGAGGACCUCCCCGGCAAGGGGAGGUGCCUUUUCACCCGACACUACGUAAAGUCUGGAUCGGUGCUCUUCAUCGAGAAGCCCACACUCGUGGCAAUACCAUCGAAAAAUCGAGGUUUUUGGGACGCCUUGGUGAAGGAAAAUGAGAAAGAAGCCUUCCAGCUAGGAACCACCAGCUUUCACUACGCAGCCGUGCUCACCUGGUUUACCCUGGAGGACGCAGACGUGAAAGUAAAAUUGUUCUUGUGUUUCUGCUUCAUCGCCGGACUCAAAUUGAUCCAACGACAGUGCAAAUAUUCAUGGUGAAGCGGAUUUAUGAAACGUAAUUCUGUGCUUCUGCUUACUGUGUCAGGGCCGCGCCGUCUGCGUGAGGGCAGUACAACAGCGAGACUUGAAGCAUGCAGCUGCCGCCCAUCGCUUUUGUACACGUCGUACGCGCGCCCUGCUUCUGCCAGCCGCAUUUGCAUUUCCGUAGUAAAGACAAGACCACUUGUAAAUAAGUGCUUCAGUUUGUUGCGCAUUGAGCGAUCGUGGUACUCCGCAUCUUCGGGUUGCUGGAAUCAUAAUGAAGAAACUGAAAUUGGGUUCAUCCAACUUCUCUCUUCAAAAACAGGUCGUGCUCGACAAAUUUGUCCCGGAUGGGGAAAAUGAAGAAACUUCACGAGACGUGAUUCGAAUAUUGGAACUGCUCGACUCCGUCCCCAGCUUGUCGCUUCCCCCGGGCCGCGCCCAACUCACGGGGCGCGUGCUGCAGAACCUUGUCAACGCGUGGCGGUACAACAGCUUCGGACACCACAGCGAGGACGGGUUGGUGCUCUACAACCGGAUCAGUAUGGCCGCGCACGGCUGCGAUCCCACCUGCUGUUGGACCUACGGAGACGAUGAGUCGUUCGUCUUGCGAGCGCGCGUCACACUCCAGCCAGGAGCGGAAGUGACGAUAUCGUAUUUACAGGACGAAGACCUGCUGAAGUCAACGAAUGUCAGACGGAAGAAACUGGAAAAUUGGAAAUUCCGGUAUAAUUAUCCCGUGCUAGAUUCCGUUUUCAUUUUUACACCCUAGUCAGUCUCGUUCCGUUUAUCAUCAUCUAGAUUUUCAUGGCUUGUAGCGUUAACAUCGCUCGCGAAACAAAUAAUAAAAAAGUGGAAAUAAAAUUCAAAAGAGCAUCAAACGAAUCGGAAGCACGAAUCACUAAAACAAAACAGCUGUUCCUGCAGCCGCUGCAAUCUCCGCGUGGACGUGUGCCGCGGCUUCCGGUGUCUGAAAUGCCGCAGCGGGGCGCACUACUUCGUCGAGAACGGGAGCACGCCCCAGCUCACCGCGUGCGACGUGUGCGCGGAGGCGUGCAAGGACGCGGAAAAGGAGCAGUGCCUGUCCCUAGAGCCGGAGUACGUGGCUCGGAUCGAGCAGCUGGACAAAAACAACCCGAACGACGUGGAGCUCGUGUACAACGCAAGUUUGGAUUUUUUCCACGAGAACCACUGGUGCGUGUUUGUGUGCGACCAUUUGCUGUGGGAGUACUACCGGGAGAGGGACAACGACGUGGCGAUGAUCCACGCCCAACGUAAGGUCCAGUACCACGCGCGCGUCUACCCGCGCCCCACGUUCGUGUGGGCCUGGGGGCUGGAAGAGCUCGCCGACGACCUGCAGAAGCAGAUCCAGCAAGCGGCGAACUAUAAGAAGCUCAUGGGCGCCUCGUCCCACGGGGCGGCGGUGCUCGCGGCGACGCGGAAAAACCAUCGGAAUUCGGGGUCGCGCUACGCGGAAAUCAUCAAUAUGUACCGGAAAUCGCAGUGCCAGCUCGCGAUUCUCUGCGGCCCAGCGCACCCCUACGCGGUGGCCCCGCAAAAUAAGUGGCACGCCGCACAGCAGAAUUUCAACAGUAUCUGUGCGUAGCCCCGGCGCAGCAAAAGUUGGAGUCGUGUUUCAACAGCAGGCGCGCCGCUGCUACGGUGGCUUUCGUUUUAUCUACGGUUUCGUGCAUUUGACUAUGAUGUUGUGGUCCUCGCGACAGCUUUUGAAACUUCUGGAAGUUCAAGUUGUCCAAGUUCUAGGUCUUGUUAGAAUGCACUACUGCCCGAUACAAAAAUUUAAUUGCGAGAGCUAAUUUCAACUCCAUUCUGUUCCUCUUGGCAAAGUCUCAUUUGCUAGUGACACAGUCAGAAGAAAAAAAGAAGGUCUUAACCCCAAUAGCCAACGUGUACAAGUGUUGUGCCUUCUUGCGCGACCAUGCUUGCGCUCCUCGUACAUGGAAAUUAGUCCCUCUUGAGUGCUCAAGCAGAAGUCGUAGAACCCAGCACAGAGACAGAAAGCAAAAGUAAACAAAUUAGGC
Molecule: messenger RNA, 3951 nt
Organism: Amoebophrya sp. A120
Lineage: Eukaryota; Dinophyceae; Syndiniales; Amoebophryaceae
Source: the annotation of a GenBank genome assembly